This is a messenger RNA of Musa acuminata AAA Group (dessert banana), 2166 nucleotides long. RefSeq names its product serine/threonine-protein kinase BSK2-like. Gene Ontology annotation, biological process: protein phosphorylation; brassinosteroid mediated signaling pathway. Gene Ontology annotation, molecular function: ATP binding; protein kinase activity; protein binding. The coding region runs from base 135 to 1394 and encodes 419 amino acids. The transcript is spliced from 10 exons. The record is from RefSeq and is a predicted model, not a curated record. NCBI's taxonomy places the organism in Eukaryota, Viridiplantae, Streptophyta, Magnoliopsida, Zingiberales, Musaceae.
CUUCAUCCCACUCUCCACUGCUCUGUUCUUCCCUCCCUCUUCUUCCACGACUCUCUCUCUCUCUCUCUCUCUCUGCUCUUCGCCUUCCGCCGGACCCAAGUCGAAUGGGAUUCUAGGGUUUCGCCUUCCGCGAGAUGGGCUGCUUCCACUCCAAGACAACUAACCUCCACUCCCCCGAAGACGAUCCCGACCACGCCGACAAGCCAGAUCACGAAACGAAUGGGGAGGCGGGGGACCAGGAUCAGAUGCCGGCCUUCAAGGAAUACGGGCUGGCGGAGCUGAGGGCGGCGACGAAGGGCUUCAGCCCGGACCUGAUUGUUUCCGAGAGCGGCGAGAAGGCGCCCAAUGUCGUGUACCGGGGAAAGCUUGAUGGAGGACGGCUGGUGGCUGUCAAGAGGUUCUCUAAGCAGUCGUGGCCCGACGCCCAGCAGUUUGUGGCGGAAGCUGCGGGGGUGGGAAAGGUGCGGCAUAAGAGGCUGGUGAACCUCAUCGGAUGCUGUGCGGAGGAUGACGAGAGACUUCUCGUCGCAGAGUUCAUGCCCAAUGACACAUUGUCUAAGCAUCUUUUCCAUUGGGAUAAGCAGCCUCUACCAUGGGCAAUGCGAGUUAGGGUGGCAUACUACAUUGCACAAGCACUUGAUCAUUGUAAUACUGAAAACCGGAGAAUAUAUCAUGAUCUGAAUUCUUAUAGAGUUCUUUUUGAUGAGGAUGGAGAUCCUCGUUUGUCUAGUUUUGGUCUCAUGAAAAAUAGCCGAGAUGGAAAAAGUUAUAGCACUAACCUAGCUUACACUCCACCAGAAUUCUUGCGAACUGGAAGGGUAAUUCCAGAGAGUGUAAUCUACAGUUAUGGAACUGUACUUUUAGAUCUUUUGAGUGGGAAGCAUAUCCCCCCAAGUCAUGCACUAGACCUAAUAAGAGGAAAGAACAUGUUAAUGAUUAUGGAUUCUUCCCUGGAGGGGCAAUAUGCUAAUGAUGAUGCUACUAAUUUCGUUGAACUAGCUUCAAAAUGUCUACAGUUUGAGGCUAGAGAUCGACCCAACUCUAAAUUUCUUCUUUCUGCCCUAGCACCACUUCAAACUCAGAAAGAGAUUCCAUCACAUGCUCUCAUGGGUAUAACAAAGACAGAACAGGUGCUGCCGGUUAUGUUCUCACCACUUGGAAAGGCUUGUGCAAGGAUGGAUCUAACAGCUGUGCAUGAUAUAUUGCUUAAGACAGGUUAUAAAGAUGAAGAAGGUGCAGAAAAUGAGCUUUCCUUUCAAGAAUGGACACAACAAGUGCAAGAGAUGUUGAAUACAAAGAAAUUUGGUGACAUUGCAUUCAGAGAUAAAGAUUUCAAGAGUGCUAUUGACUAUUAUUCCAAGGAUGGCCGAACGAAUCAUUACUCCUUCUCCUAGAAGCCACUCAGGAGGUUCAAGCCAAACCAAACCUCAGGGCCACUGCACACCUGAAUCAACUAAUAAACCAGGCGACCUCCUCCUGCAAUACCAACAAGAAAUGGAUAAGCUCAGAGCCAAGACACGUGAAGGACUCACAUUUGAUGAAAUGGGACUAUCUGAAAGAAGACUUGGAGCAAUUCAAAAGGAAGCCUCCCUACAAGCAUGUGAAGCAUUACAGCAAUUCAUGGACAUCCACCUAAUCAAGACUAAAGAAUAUCAAAGAAGGAGCGGUGGAAAAGACAACUGGUACAGGGACUGGUUACCAGUUGUCCUCCAGCAGCAACAACAACUGGAGAAGGCUCUAUCUCUGGCAAAAGACGUCUCACAAAGGACAACUAGCUUUAGCCUUUAGAGGUCCUGCAACAGCUGGAGCAUCUACUUUUCUUAGCCGCCAAGUAAAAACAAGUUGCGUGGGGUAGAGCACCUGUUUUUCUUAGCUGUCAAACGAGUUGAGCCCCGGGGAGCCGCUCGUAGUGUCAUCAAUAAUUGUACUAAGGAAUAUCCUUUCCUUCAGUAGGAAGUCUAGAAAUAUAUUAGAAGAAGAGAUAAGAAUGCGAUGGGGCCCAAUGAGUACCCGGUUCUAUCCUCUUCCUCUAUAUAUUCUCUAGCUUAGUCUCUUGCAAGACAUCGGUCGAAAAACCAGAGUCUUACUUGAGAAGAAGUCUAAGUCCAAUCCUUUGUAAGCAUUUUAAGCUUUCUAUAGUUCUUUGUGCUUAUCAUUUCUUACAAA